UGUCCGCGCGCUGUCCGCCCGGCCGAGGACCUGCUCGCCACGCUGCUCCGGCAGCCCGUCGGCGUGUCGUCGGUGUCGGACGUGCAGCGCUGGGGUGGCAUGCUCUCUGCCCUGCUGCGCGUGCUGGUGACGCACGUGCGCGAGGAGGUGCUGCUGGCGCGCGUCGACGAUCUCGGCCUGGCCACCACCGAACUCUACGGCAACCGGCAGCGUACCGUAAACGCACAGGAGAUUGUUGUCAGGUUCCUGCUGUCGUCGGUGGAGCUGCUGGUGGGCCAGCUGGCCUCGGUCGUGGCCAGUCCGGUCAUGUCCGGCACCACCACGCUGCUGCCGCAGCUGAUAGCCCAGCUGCUCCAGAUCACCAUUUACAUCGUGCAGUCGGGCUCGUUCGGCGAGUGCGCGCGCUGCGCCAUGUGGCUGGUCUCGGAGGGUCUGUUCGACCUGACGCCGGCCAACCAGGCCUUCCUGACGCUGGCCACCGUCCAUCCGGUGCUGCUGCUCUGCUGGUGCAACCUGCUCACCCUGCUCAACUACAGCCAGCUCGACUUCUGGCGCGCGCUGGCGCAGCCGCCGCGCGACCCCAGCCGGGACUCCGGCGGCUGCCUGGCGCUGGACCUGGUCAGGAAGGGCUCGCUGAUCCUGCUCUGCGACUACAUGUGCGAGAACACGUCGGACGGCGAGCUGCUGGCCUGGCUGCUGACGUCGCACAUCACCGAGCUGGUGGCGCUGAGUGCCGAGCCGCCCGUCUUCGACAUGCUGGACGCCCUGCACCGCAACCCGUCCGCGUCCGGCCUGCUGAUCCAGGCCAUCGCCGCCCGCUGCCGGCACCUGGACCAGCCCCUGAUGGCUCAGCGCGUGCUGCGCUGCCUGGAGGGCGCGCCGGCCGGCCAGUACGGCCCCCUCCUGCUGCUGCUCUCCCGCCGCCUGAUGAUGUCGCACCACCUGGCCGUGGCCGACGAGGUCGUCCGGCUGGCCUGCAGGAAGCUGGAGAUCGUGCUGGCUGCUGAAGAUCGUAUGAUAUCGGAGGAAGACUUCAAUGAACUUGUUGACAAUAUCUCCAAGGAGCCUACACUCAUGUGUCAGUCGAAGCUAGUCUCGCUGCUGACUCGCCUGGGCCGGACGUUCGGCGUGGCCGUGGAGCUGCGAGCGGACGGGGGACCGCGGCCGGUCGCCGGGCCGCCGGCCGUCGCCGGCCGCGCCUGGUUCCUCGACCUGGUCAGAGACACCUGCGGCUGGAGCGCAGCCCCGGGCCGCGAGUGCGCCCGCCUGCUGGCGCGCCUCGACCGUGACGAGGUGGAGGCCGUCCUGCUGGCUCCGGGCACGGACCUGGCCGUGCUGAGCCACUGCUUCACGCCCGGCCUGGGCAAGGCGGAGGGCGGCUCUGACAGCGGCGCCGGCGGCAGCGAACCGACGCAGGUCGCGUGUCCCCCGUGA
Pollicipes pollicipes is the source of this 1434-nucleotide messenger RNA. Its product is annotated as huntingtin. The record is from RefSeq and is a predicted model, not a curated record. Gene Ontology annotation, cellular component: cytoplasm. NCBI's taxonomy places the organism in Eukaryota, Metazoa, Arthropoda, Thecostraca, Pollicipedomorpha, Pollicipedidae. The transcript is spliced from 11 exons. Bases 100 to 1434 code for a protein of 444 amino acids.